AUGACUUCAGCAAAAAUUGAAUUUGCGGUGAACAUGACUUGUCAAAAAUGCGUUGAAGCGGUACGCAACAGUUUGGCUGGUGUGAAUGGAAUUGAAAAUAUUGAUAUAUCGUUGGAAAACGGAAAUGUUGUGGUGCAAACAAAUUUACCGUAUUCUGUAAUUCAAGAGAAAAUUGAACAAUCCGGGAGGAAAGCUGUCUUGAAAGGAUAUGGAGAAAAUGUUAGUGCUGUGGCAAUGUUAGGAGGAAAUUCAGGCUAUAGUAUUAACAACAAGGUAAUGGGUGUGAUAAGAUUUACACAGACUCUUGAUGGGUGUGUUAUAGAUGGUACAGUUGAUGGUUUAAAUCCUGGAGAACAUGGCAUACAUAUACACGAAUGUGGUGAUAUUUCUAAAGGCUGUGACAGCGUUGGAGAACAUUUCAAUCCAAAUAAUACAAUACACGGUGGACCUGAUGAUGAUGUACUUAAACGGGUAAAUAUUCAAGAUCAACAUGUAGGAGAUCUUGGUAAUAUAACAGCAAAUGAUGUUGGUAGAGCUACCUUCCGAAGAAUAGACAAACUUAUAAAUGUAACUGAUAUUAUUGGAAGAUCCCUAGUUAUAACAGAAAAUCCAGAUGAUUUUGGGCAGGGAAAUGCUCCGGAUUCUAAAUUAAAUGGAAACAGUGGAAAUAGAUUAGCUUGUGGCAUUAUUGCUCGUUCGUCUAGUUUGUUUCAAAAUUUCAAGAAGAUUUGUGCUUGUGAUGGGCUCACACUGUGGGAUGAAAGAAAUAAAGCACUUUCCAAGAAACAAGAAUCUAAUAGUUACUCUGGAACAACAAAAUUGUAAAUAAUAUCAAAAGGAGAC
Molecule: messenger RNA, 843 nt
Organism: Dufourea novaeangliae
Lineage: Eukaryota; Metazoa; Arthropoda; Insecta; Hymenoptera; Halictidae
Gene: Ccs
Product: copper chaperone for superoxide dismutase
Exons: 7
Coding region: 1-825 (274 amino acids)
Biological process (GO): removal of superoxide radicals
Molecular function (GO): copper ion binding
Source: RefSeq, a predicted model, not a curated record